GUUUCCGCAUUCCUCUCCCACAUUCUAGAAUCUUCUAUAAACCAGAACCCUCCAGACUUCUCUAUUCUCCCCCUUUUCUUUUCUUCCGCCUCAAUCUCACCAUUUCCAUACUUUCGCAUUAACUUUAGUCUGUAGCUGGUAUUUUCCAUCUGCUCUUCAUCUGAAAUGGCGAAAUACGGCGAAGGAGACAAAAGAUGGAUAGUAGAAGACCGUCCUGAUGGUACCAAUGUCCACAAUUGGCACUGGGCUGAAACCGAUUGUUUUGAAUGGUCCAAAACCCACCUCUCCAAUUCCCUUUCUUCACUCCCUAUUCUUUCUGGUGAAGGAAAUCUCUUCAUCAAAACGAAAAAAAUCGACAAAAUCGACGGUGAAGCUUAUGUUAACAUUCGCAAGGGUAAAAUCAUACCUGGGUAUGAACUUUCCCUUUCACUUUCUUGGGAAGGUGAAGCCAAGGAUGAAAAUGGUGACUCAAUCCUUAAAUCUGAUGGUAAAGUUGAGAUUCCAUAUAUUUCCGAUGAAAACGCUGAUGAAGACCCAGAUGUUAAAAUCACGUUUUCUGAUGAGGGUCCGAUUGGAAAGAGGAUUAAGGAAGCGUUUAUGGAAAAAGGUAAGGGUUUGAUUCUGGAGAGAAUUAGGGAGUAUGUGAAAACUAUGGCUAAAGGAGGGCCUUGUAAGGACGAGAUUGAGACUAAGAAAUUGUCUGUGAAGAGUAGUGGUGGGACCCAGAAAGAGGCAGCAGCUACGGAAUCGUCGGCAAAAAAGGUUGUGAAGAAGGAGGCGAAGAGCGAGGAUAGAAAAGGGUUUAGGACAAUAAAGUUGAGCGAGAAGUUUAGGUGUAGGGCGGUUGAUUUGUAUGAGAUUUUGAUGGAUGAGAAUAGAUGGAAAGGUUUUACUCAGAGUAAUGCUAAGAUAAGUAAGGAAGUGGGUGGUGAAUUUAGUAUUUUUAAUGGGUCAGUUAAUGGGACUAAUGUGGAUUUGCAGGAAGGGAAAUUGAUUGUUCAGAAAUGGAGGUUUGGUAAUUGGCCUGAUGGUGUUUUCUCUACGGUUAAACUGACAUUUGAGGAACCAGAAGCUGGUGUUACCAUUGUCAAGUUGGUGCAAACUGAUGUUCCAGAGGAAGACAGAUACGGAAAUGAAACUGUGGUUGAGAACACCGAGAGAGGUUGGCGAGAUCUUAUUUUCCACAAAAUCCGAGCAAUCUUUGGAUUCGGUCUUUAACAACUCGACUAAGGAUAUUCAUUCCUUUACUAUUUCUUCCUUGUUUAACACACGGUAUUUGCUAUUCGCUAUUGUUGUUUACGUUUAGCCAUGAAUGAUAUUUGUUGAAGUGGCUGGAUUAUCUGUUUGAUUAUUGUGAAAAUAGCCACAUGAAUCUUUGUCUUCAUUUAACAAGAUUUGUACUUCGAAGUGAUGAAGGGUUUUCCUUGUAUUUGUUCAACAACAAUUCUGCUCUUUUGUUUGUUUCUAUAUAUAUAUUGAGUGCGGCAUUUGCAGUCUGUUUAA
Molecule: messenger RNA, 1503 nt
Organism: Amaranthus tricolor (Joseph's coat)
Lineage: Eukaryota; Viridiplantae; Streptophyta; Magnoliopsida; Caryophyllales; Amaranthaceae
Exons: 3
Coding region: 166-1218 (350 amino acids)
Biological process (GO): protein folding; positive regulation of ATP-dependent activity
Cellular component (GO): cytosol
Molecular function (GO): ATPase activator activity; protein-folding chaperone binding
Source: RefSeq, a predicted model, not a curated record